This is a messenger RNA of Hippocampus comes (tiger tail seahorse), 2959 nucleotides long. It is a transcript of the gene crx, whose product is annotated as cone-rod homeobox. Gene Ontology annotation, molecular function: DNA-binding transcription factor activity, RNA polymerase II-specific; RNA polymerase II cis-regulatory region sequence-specific DNA binding. Gene Ontology annotation, cellular component: nucleus. Bases 311 to 1198 code for a protein of 295 amino acids. Gene Ontology annotation, biological process: regulation of transcription by RNA polymerase II; multicellular organism development. The record is from RefSeq and is a predicted model, not a curated record. The transcript is spliced from 3 exons. Lineage: Eukaryota; Metazoa; Chordata; Actinopteri; Syngnathiformes; Syngnathidae.
ACGAACGUAUUCAGUUGAGUAUCCUCUCCUCUCGCAAUCAAGUGUAAUCCGAGGCCGCCACACCUGUGCUGACAUCCUCAGAGGAAGAAAAACAAGAACAGUUCGGAUGAUGCUCGCCGUUCGCCAUCUUCCUCCAAAUUGACCGUUACAAAGUGAAGUUUUUUUUUCUUCCCUUAAAAAGCGCAGGUUUGGAAUCACGGGGAUUCAGUGACUUAAUUGUCGCCUCAGCUGAGGUCCUCGGCUGUUGCAUUGCGUCCAUCCCACACGCAUAAACAAGAGCGUCGUCGGGAUUUAAGAGGCUGCAGUCAAGAUGAUGUCCUACAUAAAACAACCUCAUUACACCAUGAACGGGUUAAAUUUGCCCGGCCCGGGAAUGGACGUGCUGCACACAACCGUCGCUUAUCCGUCCACACCCAGGAAGCAGCGAAGGGAACGGACCACCUUCACCAGAACACAAUUGGACAUCCUGGAGGCCCUGUUCUCCAAAACCCGAUACCCGGACAUCUUCAUGAGGGAGGAAGUGGCCCUCAAGAUCAACCUGCCUGAGUCACGUGUGCAGGUGUGGUUCAAGAACCGACGUGCCAAGUGCCGUCAGCAGCAGCAGCAGAGCAGCGGCCAGUCCAAACCCCGCCCCCCCAAGAAGAAGGCCUCUCCAGUCCAGGAGGCCAGCGCCCCCGAUCCCGUUCCGAAUCCUUCCGACUCCUUCAGCCCCUCAUCGGCCCAGUCGGGCUCCGGCCUGGUCCAGAGCUCCGGCACAGGAAACACCUCCGUGUCAAUCUGGAGUCCGGCCAUAUCACCCCUCCCUGACCCGCUGGCCUCCUCCACAGCCCCCUGCAUGCAGAGGCCCUCACCUUACCCGAUGAGCUACGGCCAGCCGUCGGCCUACGCCCAAGGCUACACCAGCACCACCUCCUACUUCACAGGCCUGGACUGCAGCGCCUACCUGUCCCCCAUGCACUCGCAGCUCUCGGGCACCGGGGGCGCUCUCAGCCCCAUCACCGUGCCCUCUAUGGGGGGCUCCCUAAGCCAAUCGCCCGCCUCGCUGUCUUCGCAGGGCUACAGCACCGCCUCCUCCCUUGGCUUCACCUCGGUGGACUGCCUGGACUACAAGGACCAGCAGGCCUGGAAACUGGGGUUCACUACAAUGGACUGCCUGGACCAUAAGGACCAAAACUCCUGGAAGUUCCAGGUCCUCUAGAAAGCACCACAGGGCAGCGUCCAGUUUGGUUAGUGUGAGGCAUGCUGCUUAUUUUUCUUUUGUAUAAAUUUAAUUACACUAUCAGGCCAGCGUUGUAGGGAACAGGCAUCAGGCUAGCGUUGUAGGGAACAGGCACGUGCAAAGAAAUUUUUAGGGGGAGAUGCUCAAGUUUAAAAAAAAAAAAAAAAAAAAAUGGCACCCAUUGGCAAAAUUCUUUAUACAAAAAAAAUGCACAUAUAUUUAUGUGUUGAUUUCUUUUCUGUUAUGUUUUGAUUUCUGCUCACACAACUAACACAGGUAGAAAGUCUAUACUCUACAUCCCUUUUCAAAUGCCAGGUUUGGUGAUAUACAAAAAUGACAUCCAGGCAAAUCAUUUCCUAAUUUUUACACCAACUUUUUAGGGUGGGUCAAGGUGGGCGCCGCAAAUCGGCAGGUGCACAAUUCUCACACAGGACUCGAAAAAAAUGUCCUUAAGAUAUCAAAACAUUGGUGGUGAUUGAUGACAGAAAGGCAAAUAUUGUAUUUCUUUUUGAAAAUAUUGAUAGAAAGGGCACAUUUUUUCCAUCCAGAAUUUAAGGGCUGAUGCUCAAGCACCACUCAGGGUCUGUGCGUGCACGUGCCUGGUAGAGAAGCUCUUUUCCGGCCCGAUACAUUUGGACAGCAAAUGCUGACAGGCUACAAACUGAUUUUAUAACCACAGGAUCAAAAAGCCUUUUUUUUUUUCAGUUUGUAGGAGGCCUGCACAUGAAAACAAACUGAGAGAACUCCUUCGUUAACACGGCCGACUCGGCGAGUUAAGGAGCGCUGCAAACGUCUCGACUUUCAAUUUCUUUGGAUUUCUUUCUUUCAUUAUAUGUUAUUUGUUCGCAUCGAUGUAUUCUUGGGCGUUUGUGUUCAGUUCUACGGUGUUUCGCGUUUAGUGUCAUCGUCCAAAUUCGGUUUGACAAUUAUGACCUUUCUGUUUUUUUUUUUAGUUGUGUGUCAUCUUAAAACGGUUUGUUCCUAUUAGGUAGAGGUCAGUAUGAACACAUCAUGUUCCGGUCAGGUCCAAAGCGUCAUGUUCGUCAUUUCCUCGGUCCGUCUUGGUUAUUUUUGUUGAUCUGAUUCUGGAAGUGUCCCAAUCCUCUUAGCCACCCUUCAGCAAUGCCCUAAGUGAAUUACUUGGGAUUAUUACCCUAUCCUCCUCUCUUUUUGUCUCUGUCACCUCCUCUCCUUCCUUUUCCCAGCUCUCUUGCUUUUUCCCCUACGUACUUCUUGUGUUGCUUUUUUUUUCUUUCCAGUUGCUAUUUGUGUGUCUUCUAUUUGCAUGCCAUUUAUGACAGUUUCUUGAGUCAUCGAACGAAAUUCCUUUUCACAGUGGCUCAAACAUUUCCCCCCCAUAUCACUAUAUGAAUCAUCCCCUUCUUUCCACCCUUGCCACACUCCUCCUCUGACAAUUUGGUAAUCCCGCCAUGACCUGAUUACCGCCACACGAAUGUCCAAUGCAUCCAACAACAUGUUUAUGUCGCAAAUGCCAUCCCGUCCAAUCCUUCCAACUCUAGAUAUUCAAUGACUUUUAAUGCAUUUAAUUUGCCAUGUUUCUAAAUCUUGAUUGAUUUCCAUUUCGUUUUAUUGUAUUGAUGCGUAGAGGUGUUAUAAAUUCAUUUUGGAUGUGAUUUCAAAAAAGAACAAACAAACAAAACAAAAAAAAAAGUACAUUAAAAUGACGUUGGAUGUAAUGUUCACAUGAAUAAUAAAACCAGAUUAUAUUUGUUGCUUUUU